UGUAAACAUUCUCCUUUUUGUCUCUCUCUCUCGCUCUCGCUCUGGGGUGUCUAUUUUGUUCAAAUCGAAGCAUCCUAAGCCGGGAAAACAGAGUAUUAUGUGAUCAGUUUGGUGUAUAUAGCUUCGUCUCCCUUCCCGCGCGCCUUUUCAUGCUAUCUCAACUCUCUCUUCCCUUUCAUUUUCACCCUUCUGCAGCUGCUGCUGUAAAUUUGUCCACUAGCUAGCUACCAUCAUGAAUUCAUUAGUCAAAAUAUAAAAAAGCCAGAGGGGCAGGGGAAAAAGGAAAUGUUUCCUCCCUAUGAAUGCAUCGAGAUUUUGAAGGUGGGUUUUUGAUUUGUGAGUGAGAAAAUCACGAGAUGGAAGUGGGUGGUGCGGCGAGAGGAAGAAGAUCGACGGCGGGGCGAGGAGGAGAGCAGAGAGACAGCACGGAGAAGAGGAAACCUUGCGUGGCCAUGAAAAGGGUUCAAGUUGUUUACUAUCUUACCAGGAACGGCCAACUGGAGCAUCCUCACUUCAUGGAACUCACCCACUCCCCCAAUCACCUCCUUCGCCUCAAAGGUAAAACUAGUUUAAAUGUUAUAAACUACUGGCAGAAAAAAGGUUUGAACUUGGUGAGUAAAAUAUCUUUUGGUGGAAAUGGUGGGUAUAUGGAGCAGAUUUUGUGGAUCGGCUGACCGCUCUCAGGGGGAGAGGGAUGCCUUCUCUGUAUUCAUGGUCCUGCAAAAGGACAUAUAAGAACGGUUACGUAUGGAACGAUUUGGGGGAGAACGACGCGAUUUAUCCCGCCGAUGGAGCUGCCGCCGAGUACGUUCUCAAGGGUUCCGAGAUUCUCCCUCAACCUGUUGCUGGAUUUGCUGAAAGGCUGCCGCCGCCGCCGCAGCAGCAGCAGCAGAUUCAUGAUGUGUCGUCGAGUAGAGAUGUGUUGGUUCAUAAUCAUCAGCCCAGAACCACUAAUUAUAUACCUCUUGCCAAAACAAAACAGAGGCCACAGCAGCAGCAGCCAUUGGAGUUUACAGCUCCUCUGCCUCCAAGAACUCGCCCCUGCAGCCGGGAACUCGAACCAGAACCAGAACCAGAGGAAGAGGAAGAAUCGCCAGAGGAACUCGACGAGGAGGAGAAAGCAAGUUACAGCACAACAAGCUCCACAACACCACGUUCCCGCUGCUCCAGAGGCGUCUCCACAGACGAACCAGAAGAAGAACAGCAGCAGGCGGCGAAGCAGGGGAACCAACUGGUUCCUACUCAUACCCAGAAAACCCCAUUGAUUUUAGUGAAGCGAUUUCCAGGAGGAGAACAAAGUGAUGGUGGGUCGGACUCCGACCCGGGAUCAAUCAAGGAGUCGUCAUCAUCAGCAACCAGACCAGCAGUUCGCAAUUCGGUUCUGCUUCAACUCAUUUCCUGCGGCAGCUUCACCGCCCCACCUCCUCCUAAGCUCAAGACCAACGUUGCGGCUACAAUCAAGAAACUGCCGCUGCCACCACCCGUCAUUAAAAGAGAGGUCGUUGGCAGUAGUGACGACUGUGGCGCCGGCAAUGUUAGCAGCAGAAGGAUGGGCAGUACUGGUAAUGGUGCAGGGAAGGAAGGAGAAGGAGAAGGAGAAGAAGAGGCGAUGAUGAUGAUAAAGUACAUGUCGGAGAAUCCCAGGUUCGGCAACCCUCAGUCUCAAGAAAAGGAGUUCUUCAGCGGCAGCAUUGUCGAAUCCGUUGAUCAUUCUGCUCCUCCUGGAAUUGACACCAUUAAGAGAUCCAAUUCCUACGGGGAACAACGGAGCAGCUUGAAGGAAGCAGCAGCAGCUCAUGUGGAAGAUGCAGCUGCUGAAGCAGGGGCGCAAGUGAAGAACAGGGGAGGAGGAGGAGGCAUCAAAGGGAAAUGCAUGCCUCGUUUGAGGUCCUCGAAGUGAAUGAACAGAGGAAUUUAAUGAUUAAGUGGAAAUAUGUCAAUUACUACUAGGAAGGAUAAGGACAUGGUGAUUGCUGCUUUUCCUUUAUUGCUUCUGUAUAAAAGGAUGGGUUGUUACUGGUUUUUCACCCGCCAUUGUUGUUAUUAUGACAAGUCACUGGCAGUGGCAGGCCAUUAUUAUCGUGAAAUCUCCCCUCCAACUGUCCGUUUGGGAUAAUUCUGGAAAAUUUGACUCGGUGAAUCUGGAAAGCAAAUUGUGGACAGAGAGGUGUUAGUACGUGCGUUGAGCUUGCAGGCAUAGAAGGAAGAAAGCUGAAACCCUUUUUGACUUUCCAGUUGCUGGUUUGCUUCCACGGCCAGUUUUUAGGCUUCCUUGUAGUUGUUGCCAGCGGUCUUUUUCUUGGAGCUUAGUGGGGUUGUAAACUAGAGUGAAGUCGAGUUUUAUCUAAUUGUGGCUCAACUUAUUAAUAAAUUAGAUUUUUUUUCCUGCGGUAAGAAAUUAAUUAUAG
Molecule: messenger RNA, 2408 nt
Organism: Linum tenue
Lineage: Eukaryota; Viridiplantae; Streptophyta; Magnoliopsida; Malpighiales; Linaceae
Source: the annotation of a GenBank genome assembly